Molecule: messenger RNA, 2139 nt
Organism: Cladocopium goreaui
Lineage: Eukaryota; Dinophyceae; Suessiales; Symbiodiniaceae
Source: the annotation of a GenBank genome assembly
AUGAACGCAACAAAGAUGUACAUGGAGAUGGAAGAAGAGUAUGACCCUGCCAUGGAUAUGGAAGACGAAUAUGAUCCAGACCAGGUGUUAAAUGCUGCACCCAUUUGUCCACUUGUACAACUUCCUGCUGAGAUUUGCAAAGGUUUGUCCCCAGAAUAUUUCACUGCAGAACGCAAACUGUUCAUUCAGAAGAUGUUGCUCAAUGACAAAGGAACUCUGUUUGACCACCAAAGUCAACUGUUGGAUUUUAUCAGUGAGCAUCAAUCCAAAUCAUUUGUGUUGACCUAUGAAGCAUGCAUCGGGGCCGGAAAGACCGCAGCAACCCUGGCGCUGGCUGGUCUGUUGCAGAAAGGCCCCAAGCUGCUAUAUGCGUGUCCUGGUGAGCAGCGAACUGUUCGAGUGGAGCUUGGGCAGAUGUUCUUCAGCGCCACCACGACUAGUUGUGAUGUGCAUUUUGUUUUUGCCGACCUGCGACAGGGGCAGCUCAUCUUGAAAUACAAUGAGCAUGCUAUGAGAGCGCGGGUUGCAAGAGAGAAAUUCGAUGAGGACGUGAACCCAAUUGAUCAUCAUUCCAUCAUCUUGGCAUCAACUGAAGCAGCUGUGAGGAUCCUUACUGACAACCCCAGCACCCCUUUCCUCUUAUUCUUAGAUGAAUUCAUGACUUCAGCCGGGCACAAGGAGUCCCCAGCAUUUCAAAGCAACAUGAAGCUCAUCAACCUCAUGCUUACACGGCCUACCCCACAAGUAGUGCUUUCUUCAGCGACAUCCAUGGGCGAGCAAGCCAUGACAAUGUUCAAUCACAUGGGGCUCUUGACCAAAAGAAUUUUGAGUAGCAAGCACUGGACCAACUGGGACAUGUUUGUGAGCGGAUCGCAUCGUUGGCACUUACAUCGAGGUUGUCAGAUGCGAGCGCAAGUGCAGCAGCUGGAACUUUCCAUGGACAAGCCGCUCUUUGCACGGAUGGUGUCUGAAACCUCCGUGAUGGAUUUGAGGAAAGUUUUACCUGGCCUUGAGGAUAUGGUAGUUGACCCUUUGCACAAGAAGCAUGGACAUGAUUGGAGCCGCGAAUACCGAGUGAGCUUGCAAUGCCUACAGCAAGAAGAGGAGGGGGUGAUAGAAUACAUAUGUGAAGAACAGAGUUUGUCACCAUUUUCUUUGAGGACUGACUUGCAGGAAUGGAUUGACCUAGCCGGCAAGACCACAGUGCUGCUGGCAGUAAGCCAGGUGGAUGCGGCGUUCAGUAUCUUUAAGCCUGACCUCAAGCAUGUGCAAGGCAAGGUCAUGGGGCAGGACUCAUUUAAUGAAGCCUUCACCGAAAAUUUGCGCAAGGUGAACAUCAGCAAACUCUUUCGCAGCUGCUUUUUCAAAAAGGAACCGUUUCAUGCGGUUUGGAAAGAUUUGUCGGUGGACCCUGAAAACCAGCGCCGCCUGAAUUUGGCAAUCCUGCUGACAGGAGGCAUCGGUGUGUUUUCACAGGAGAUCAACGAAGAAUGGCAGGAGUAUGCUUGUUUUGUGUCAGAGCGUGCACGGCUGGGGCACUUGCACCUGCUGAUCGCAGAUGCCAGCAUUGCGCAUGGCGUGAACUUCGCCAUUUCCGGCGUGGUGUUGGCCAAAUCCUUUGUCGAAGAGCAGCCUGCCUCGACGGUGUUUCAACUCAUGGGUCGGGCCGGUAGAAGGGGCCUCAGCGACGAGGCCAAGAUAUUGACAUGUGAGUCCUGGAGGCAGAAAUUGAAAAGUUGCUUGCAGGAAGGGCAUGACUUGUUCGAGUUGGAUUCUAGCAACGUGUGUGAAGCGUUGGAGGCUAAACCCUUGGAUGGACUUGAAACCCUUGGGGCGGAUUUGAAAGAUGGCAGCCAAGAAGUCAAACAGAAACACCCACAUGGCGAGGAUUUGCAAAGACAAGGCCCGGAGUCAGAAGAGCAAGGGCAAAGCUGGUGGGAUAGUUUCGUUGAUUGCAUGAAGGAAGGCCUUGGUUGCUGUUGCAAGCGUGGCAGGUCUUAGGGGCAGAACGCCAAUGGAUGAUUUGAAGUGAAAUGAUCUGAUUCUGUUUGCCUCAAACGUCAGGCAACAUGUAAGAUUACAAUUCAAACCUGCGGACUGACAGAACAUACGCGAAAGUUUGCGAUGUUGCAGGUUGGC